AACAUCCGGGUUAUUUUGCAUUGGUUUCUAUGAUCAACAACAAACAGUCAAGAGUUAGGCACAAGAAACUGUCGUAUUUUUCAGCCGAAAGAGAACUAGAUAUCUACAAUUCAAAAUGCCUCCAAAGAAAGGGAAGAAGAAGGGUAAGAAGAAGUCUGCAAAGGCCAAGACUCCAACUGUCAUUGAUGGAAUCUCUACAGAGGAAAUGUCUAAGGAGCAGUUGGAGGAGCAUAUCACGAGGCUGAGAGAGGAGUUAGAUAGGGAGAGAGAAGAGAGAAAUUACUUUCAGCUUGAGAGAGAUAAAGUGAAUACAUUCUGGGAGAUCACCAAGAGGCAAUUUGAAGAGUCUAAAGCUGGUCUUAGAAAUAAAGAUAGAGAGAUGGAAGAUGCUGAAGAGAGGCAUCAAGUUGAAAUUAAGGUUUACAAGCAGAAGGUCAAGCACUUGUUGUACGAGCAUCAAAAUAACAUAUCUGAACUGAAAGCAGAGAGUGCAGUGGCAUUGAAACUUGCCCAGGAUGAUAACCGUUCAUCAGAAGGUGAUCUCAGGAAAGAUAAACGCAAUCUCAAAGUUUCUCUCAAGGAACAGGAGCUAGCUCAUGAAGAUAUCAUCAAAGAUCUCAAAAUGAAAAAUGAUGAGUUAGUAACCAAUCUUAGAGCAGACUUUGAAAGAGAAGCAAGAGAAAUUGAGGCUAAAUACGAGAGGAAGAUGCGUUCAUUGAGAGAAGAGCUUGAACUAAGACGAAAGACAGAGAUUCACGAGAUUGAGGAGAGGAAGAAUAGUCAGAUCAAUACACUAAUGAGGAAUCAUGAGAAAGCUUUCAGUGAUAUCAAGAAUUACUACAAUGAUAUCACACUCAAUAACCUGGCUCUCAUUAACUCACUCAAGGAACAAGUAGAAGAAAUGAAGAAGAAAGAGGAGAGGAUGGAGAAGCAUAUGAAUGAGAUCCAGGCUGAGAAUAGACGUCUGAAAGAACCAUUAGAGAAAGCCAGAGAGGAGGUAGCAGAACUAACCAGACAACUAGCUAAUUAUGAAAAAGACAAGGCUUCAUUGGCGAGUGCUAAAGCAAGGUUAAAGAUCAUGGAUAAGGAAUACAAAGAUCUUCAAUGGGAACAUGAUGUACUGGAACAGAGAUUUGAACAGUUACAGAGUGAAAGAGAUGAAUUGUAUGCCAAGUUUGUGAAGGCCAUCCAUGAGGUACAGCAGAAGAGCUCUUUUAAGAACCUUCUUCUUGAAAAGAAACUUGGUGCCCUCUCCGACACAUUAGAGAAGAAGGAGGCUCAACUCAACGAGGUUCUUUCUGCGUCCAAUCUGGAUCCUACGGCACUCACUGUGGUUACAAGAAAACUGGAGGAUGUCUUGGAUUCCAAGAACAGUGCCAUCAAAGAUCUGCAGUAUGAGCUGGCUCGAGUCUGCAAGGCACACAAUGACUUGCUCCGUACAUACGAGGCCAAGCUACAGGCGUUUGGCGUUCCAACUGAAGAGCUAGGAUUCAAGCCUCUUGAGAGCACGAUAGGGGGACAGCAGCUGGGACAGGGAGCAGCGGGAUUGGUGGCCGCUCCUACAUAAUCUCGUUCAAUGGUCACUUACCAUUCCAAGAACAUUUGUGGAAUAUUGUUCAUAUAAACUCAUUUGAUCAUCUUGAAUUUCCAAAGUCAUUCUGGAAGUACAGCAUUCAGUAGCCAUGUCUGUGACACUCUCCAUUUAUUCCCUCUUGAAAACCAUUAGCCAUUCUGCAAGUACCAACUAUCUCACUAGUAUUAGGUUGAUAUUUACUUUGGAAGAAUGUCUACGACCCAUACUUUUCAUUGUUAUUUUGUAAACAUGCAUAUACCAAAGUACACCAUUGAUUUUGGCAUCAAGUGUCUUUAUGUAUCUUGAUUACUUCAGUUAGUUACACAAUUGAAGCAUUCACACAAAAUGUUCUUAUGAUCUAAUCUUGAAAUAAAAAUAAAAUGCCCUAAUAUCACCUAUUGAAACACAACAGUCCUGACAUCAGAGAGAAACAAAUUGCAUGUAAUAGAAUGUUAUCUUUAUUAUGUGCAUAACCUUUUCCGUCCAAAAUCAAAUUAUUUUAGGAAGCCCAGGGAUAUUUAUUUUUUAGUUUAACUCUUCCUUUUCAGAAUUCUCUGAUAUUUGAAGUGGGAUGGGGGGGGGGUGGAUUUUAAGUUCACCUUCUACAUUUCAAGUAUUUGAAGAGUUGGAAGAUAUCACACUCUUUGGUUGAUUUGUUAUUGGGAAUAUCAUCACACUACCUUAGAUUGUGACAUGGUACUAGAGAAGCCUGUCCAUCAAUUUAUCCCAAGAGCUUGUAUUUCUUUUAAAAAAAAAGGACUUUUUAACUUAAAUGCCCAAAUUCACAAAGAUGAUAGAGAAUCUCUCAUUACAAUUUCCUUACAAACAUGGUUCAUGCAGAUUUCAUGCAUUAUCACUUAAUUCAACGCAUAUUCUGUAUUUAGACAGGUACGGUAUUGAUUGCUAACCAGCAUCACCUUUUGUCAUAGGAUGCUAAAUUCAUGAUUGCAUUUGCUUGUUGCUUAGGAAAUGAAUGAGCCCAAUCUGUACAUUAAUGAAUUUUCAUGAACAGUGGAUUCGAACCAUAGCAAACAGAGCAUGCAUUUAGCCCCCUAUGACAAAACAUGUUCACUUUUGGACAUUUUUUAAGAUUAUGUUAGCAAGACCAAAGGAUGACAUCUCCAUAAACCAUCUAUUCAAAGGCACCUUUAUGAAUUUGGGCAAGAGACCUUCAUGUUGCAGGAUGUAGGUCUUACAGAGGCAUCAAAGUUUUUAUGUGGUAUAUAUUCUAUACUUUGUGUGUCUAAGUUAAUUCACUCUACACAUUCAGUUCAUACAGGUGUACUUAUAUUUUAUGUAAAUAUUUGUAAAAAAAUAUUGGAUUAUAGAAAAUUUGUUAAAGUUCAUUGCUUUGAUGAACAUAUGUUUGUUCAUCAAUGUGAAUAAAAUGCUUCUAAGAGUGUACAAUAAUACUUCUGGUUCUUUUUUCGGGAAGUGAUUUGGCAUAAGUUACACAACACAAAGUAAUCAGUAAUCACAUUUCAAUCAUUAUUUGUCCCUCCUCUUUUUCACACAUAAGCACCAAUAUAUAACACUGUUUCCAUUCUUUUUUUGUCAACCCUUAAAGAGGAAGUUCACCCUGAAGUAGUUUGUUGUAAAUAUUGCAGAAAACAUUAUAAAAUAUAUUGGUGAAGGUUUGAGGAAAAUCCAUUAAAGAUUAAAAAGGUUAUUAGAAUUUCAAGUUUGGGAUUGGUGACGUCAUAAACGAGCAGCUGCCCCUUAUGCUAUGUAAUAUAAAUGCAUAAAUUUCAAUUUUUUAAUGGUUCGUGGGGACUUACUUUUUUUUUCUUUUUUGGAAGGGGUGUGAAAUUAUUUGUCUAUUGAUAUACUGAAGGUACAGUGAAAACCAUUUUCAAUUUUCUGAGAAAAUGACAUUUCAAUUAUUUUUUUACCACACAAUAUGUAGGAAAGCUGUUCGCAUAUGACAUCACAAAUCAAAUUCUAGUAACUUUUUUAAUUCUCUAAUGAAUUUUUCUAAAACUUUCGGUAAUAUUUUUUAAUUAUUUUUUUUCUGCUAUUUUUACAAUUAACUUUUUGUCAGGGUGAACUUCCCUUUAAAAGAAGGCAUAAAACAAGGCACUGUUAACAUCUAGUUCAGUUUACUUCUCAACCCUUCCUCUCUUCUGCCUUUUUUUUCUCUAAUCCUCCCUCUUCCACUGAAUGUCUUUCUCAUUCUCAGUCACCUCAUCAAAAUGUCUUAACUAUCCUCU
Lytechinus pictus (painted urchin) is the source of this 3783-nucleotide messenger RNA. Its product is annotated as dynein regulatory complex subunit 4-like. Gene Ontology annotation, molecular function: microtubule binding; small GTPase binding. Gene Ontology annotation, biological process: cell motility. The coding region runs from base 116 to 1567 and encodes 483 amino acids. The record is from RefSeq and is a predicted model, not a curated record. NCBI's taxonomy places the organism in Eukaryota, Metazoa, Echinodermata, Echinoidea, Temnopleuroida, Toxopneustidae. Gene Ontology annotation, cellular component: motile cilium; Golgi apparatus; microtubule. The transcript is spliced from 11 exons.